GUUAAGUUAAAUCAGAGGCGGUCACUGGCACACUGCGGUGGUCUCUCUGUCUCCCUCUCUCUCUCUGCACCGAGAGCAUCAGCGGCCUUCUGGUUCAGCACCACAGGACUCGCUGAGGCCCUCGCCCAAGGCCUGUAUCAGUCACCACAGACGCACCCUGCUGACACGGCCCUCUGUUUAAAAAGUCCCAGGAUCUGGCACUAAAAAGGGAAACAUGCCGAAUAAAACUGGAGCCGCGACGGGCGGCAUAGAUCUGGCAUGCGGCAUUACUGGAAACCACAAAUUCUUCUUCAUCCUGAUACCCAUCGUCUAUGGCUGUAUCUUUGUCAUUGGCAUUGUCGGGAACAGCAUGGUGGUGGCUGUCAUCUACUGCUACAUGAAGCUCAAGACCGUGGCCCACAUAUUUGUCCUUAACCUCGCGGUUUCUGACCUCACCUUCCUCAUCACUUUGCCGAUGUGGGCCACCUUCGCCGCCAGGGGCUAUCACUGGCCCUUUGGAGGGUUCCUGUGCAAGGCCAGUGCGGGGCUGGCGAUUUUUAACCUUUACACCAGCAUCUUCUUCCUCUCAGCGCUCAGCAUCGACCGGUACCUCGCCAUCGUGCACCCAGUGCGGUCCCGCAGGUUCCGCACUGUGGUGUACGCACGGAUCACCUGUGUGGUGGUCUGGCUCUUUGCCUUUGUGCUCAGCGUUCCCACAGCUCUCACCAGGGACGUCUACAACAUCACGGACCCUAACACUACGGUGUGUGGCACUCUGCACGACCACAAUGGGACGCUACCGCUGAAGGAGCUCCUGCUCACCAUCAGCCUCAUGAAAAGCUUGCUGGGAUUCCUGGUGCCCUUCAUCAUCAUCAUCACCUGCUACUGCCUCAUUGGUCGAGCGCUGGUGGGGGCGAGACACAUCCAGAAGAGCUCCCGUUCACGGGACGACGAGGUCCUGCGCAUGCUCGCCGCCGCUGUCAUGGCCUUCUUCCUGUGCUGGGCGCCCCAUCAGGUUUUCCACUUCAUGCAGGUGCUCACCCAGCUGAUGAUGGGGAAGAACUGUGCCCUCUUGGAAAUCAUUGACACGGCCGUGCCCUUCACUAUCUGUAUCGCCUACUUCAACAGCUGCGUCAACCCAAUAGUGUACGGCUUUGUGGGGCAAAACUUUCGCAAGAACUUACUGCGGCUGUUGCACUGUGCGCCAGGGGGACCCCAUGGGCCUCACCCGAGCAUCAGCUCCAAGAUGAGCGCCCUGUCCUUCCGUGCCACGGAGUCGCUGAGUCUUACAACCAAAAGCAAGGCCUCCACUGACGUUAAGUGAUACAAAAAAAAAAAUUGGAAAAACAAAAGAAAGUGGGUACAACCUCACUCUCCCUGCUCUUUUGUUCUUUUGUUGAGAGUCAAGGGAUGGAGACAUUCCAUGUUUUUAAGAGCCCCAACUGUAUUAACAAGCACUGAACCACGGAGAAUGGGUGUAACGUUAUAAUCAAGCCCGUCAUACAAAGAAAAGAAUAAGAAAACUGUAGAAAACCAUAGAGAGAAUUCCCCAGCUAGAAUAAUCUAUAUAUGAUAGCUGAUUGCUUUGGCCAUUAUUUAUAUAUAAGAUACGUAUGCACUGCAGAUUCCGUCACCAUUAUACCUUGAGGAUACAGUGAAGUAGCAUAUUGUGCAGUGAUAACCAUUUUGUGUACUCCUCAGGGCCUCAACCUAUCUGACACGUUAUCUUGCGCUCACCACUCGUGCAUGUUCUGCCAGCAGUUGUGUACAUGGAACAAUUUGAACUGUGUAGCAAAGAACAUGAUGUAAAAUCCUACCUGCUAUUAACAUAUUCGACCACUUGCGCCUAUAUGUUAUAUAGUACUGUUAAAUCAUGUGAUCUGUGUGACGCUGUAGGAUAAGUGUUUAUAACAGUCCGUAAUGCAGUUUCCAUGUAAUACAUUGUAUGAAUAAGAGUGGUACACACAUACACACACACACACACACACACACUCCAUGUUGGGUGAUCAAUGUCAAUAUCUAUGGUGGUUGUAUUUGUCAUAUUUAAACAUGUUGAUAGAUUUUUUUUUCUACUCUGUAAGUGUACAGUUUGUGAAUAUACGAAUAAAAUAAAGAAUCGG
This is a messenger RNA of Platichthys flesus (European flounder), 2099 nucleotides long. It is a transcript of the gene agtr1b, whose product is annotated as angiotensin II receptor, type 1b. The transcript is spliced from 2 exons. Gene Ontology annotation, molecular function: angiotensin type II receptor activity. NCBI's taxonomy places the organism in Eukaryota, Metazoa, Chordata, Actinopteri, Pleuronectiformes, Pleuronectidae. The record is from RefSeq and is a predicted model, not a curated record. Gene Ontology annotation, cellular component: membrane. Gene Ontology annotation, biological process: regulation of vasoconstriction; immune response; G protein-coupled receptor signaling pathway. Bases 215 to 1303 code for a protein of 362 amino acids.